AUGACUGGGGCCUUGGGAGUUGCUCUGUGGGAUGGUGGAGGGUCAGAGCUGGAGCUUAGGAGGUUGGAGGUGCCAGGGAUGCAAGGACCCCUAGAGGCAUCAGGGAGGAGAGGACAGAACACACAGAGGACCUCCUUCUCUUCCAGAUUUUUAAUUGCCCUCUCUCCUCACACAGUAGAUUAUUGUCUCUCCUAUGAACUGGUCAAGAGGCGGGGGCAUGGGCAUGGCCUGGCUACACAGUGACCCAACCUCUCUGUAUUCUGA
This is a messenger RNA of Equus caballus (horse), 264 nucleotides long. It is a transcript of the gene HEPN1, whose product is annotated as hepatocellular carcinoma, down-regulated 1. NCBI's taxonomy places the organism in Eukaryota, Metazoa, Chordata, Mammalia, Perissodactyla, Equidae. The record is from RefSeq and is a predicted model, not a curated record.